Amaranthus tricolor (Joseph's coat) is the source of this 1200-nucleotide messenger RNA. RefSeq lists its product as uncharacterized. The transcript is spliced from 3 exons. NCBI's taxonomy places the organism in Eukaryota, Viridiplantae, Streptophyta, Magnoliopsida, Caryophyllales, Amaranthaceae. Gene Ontology annotation, molecular function: protein binding. The coding region runs from base 1 to 1200 and encodes 399 amino acids. The record is from RefSeq and is a predicted model, not a curated record.
AUGGCGCAAGGUUUCUUGCAGCCAUAUGAUAGAAUGGAGGAAAUUGGCAAUGAAUACUUCAAUAUUUUGGUGAACAACUCAUUUUUCCAAGACUUGGUACUCGACAAAGAAGGCAAGGUAGCAAGAUGUAAGAUGCAUGAUAUUGUUCAUGCUCUUGCAAAGGCUCUCCCUUUAAAAUUGAAGAAGCUACGAUCUUUGAUCUCUGAUUCUUUACGCAUUAGAAUCCCCAAAAAUCUUCUCACGAGUGCAAAUUGCCUGCGGGUUUUGAUUUUAGUGGAUGCUGGUUUAUCUGAACUACCCAACUCAAUUGGGUGUUUGAAGCAUUUGAGGUAUUUAGAUAUAUCUGAAAACGAUAUCCUGAAGUUACCUCCUACUUUGGGGGAACUCUACAAUUUGCAGACGCCAAGACAUCUUGAAUCAUGUUUUCGUUAUCUGUCUACAUAUACCAUACUUCCCAAACAACUCUAUAAACUUGUCAAGCUAAGGCACAUAUGCAUCAAUAAUGAGGUUUACGCGGUUCUGCAUUUACCAUGCAACCUUGUUGAGAUGAAAAUUUAUUACUGCUACAACCUGAAGGAGCUUCCAGCAUCUUUUGUGUUCCCUUUUCUCAAGAUAUUGGUGUUUUGGGGGUGCAACAAUCUUACAUAUCUCCCGGUUUUUGACAGCAGAAAUUCUCUCGAGACACUGCAGGUAGGCAGAUGCCCUUUGUUGGAAGGUAUACCAAACAUUGAGCCUUUAACUAAUCUAUGCAGAUUGGAAAUACAUAACUGCAUGAGGAUGACUAAUGUACCCCAGGGAUUAGCUAGCCUUUGUAAUCUUACAGAAUUGGAGAUUGGUCCAUUGUGUCAAGAUCUCGAUUUUUUUCCUUUCCCGGAGGUCACUGGUUCUUGCGCGGUUGCAAAAUCCCUUCAGAGUUUGUGCUUUAUAGGCUGGCCGAAAGUCGGAAAUUUACCUGACGAACUUCAACAUUUUACUCAGCUACAAAGAUUAACCAUAAGCCAUUUUGCUCGCGUGAAAUUUCUACCAAAUUGGUUGGGGAACCUCACAUGUUUGCGAACUAUAGUUCUUGAGGGUAUGGAAAAUCUGAUAUGGUUGCCUUCAAAAAAUAUGAUGCAGAAAGCUACCAAAUUUGUGGGUUUCAGCAUCAAACCUUAUCAGUGCCCAAAGUUGAAAGAAGAAUGGAUCUCUGGACACAACUGA